Trematomus bernacchii (emerald rockcod) is the source of this 732-nucleotide messenger RNA. RefSeq lists its product as uncharacterized. Gene Ontology annotation, molecular function: nucleic acid binding. NCBI's taxonomy places the organism in Eukaryota, Metazoa, Chordata, Actinopteri, Perciformes, Nototheniidae. The annotation marks the transcript as partial. The transcript has 3 exons. The record is from RefSeq and is a predicted model, not a curated record.
GUUCAGGUGAGCGAGCGCCUGAGUGACAGGUGGAGCAUCGUGCAGGCGGUGUCUCCUCUGGAUCUGCCUCAGCUCAACCCUCUGCACGACGGCAGCUUCUCGCAGCUGAAGGAGGCCGUGGAGCAGAUGGUGGCGGAGAAGCAGAGCCAAUGGGACGACUUCCUGGACCCGGUGCUGUUUCUGUUCAGAACGUCCAGCAACCCCACCACCAAGUUCAGCCCCUACUCCCUCAUGUUCAGCAGGAAGCCUGACCUGCCCAACCAGACGACGUUGAGCCUGCUGAGUUACCAUGACCAGGAGCAGGAUGAGUUCUCCACGACGGAGAAGGCCUCCUCGUUUCUGAGCGCGAUGCAGGAGCAGCAGAACUCUGUGAAGCAGCUGCCCUGGCAGCACAUCACCCCUACUCUCUUCAACCUCCACUGGCUCCCGGUCAAGUCCCGCAUCACUUACAAACUCCUGCUCCUCACCUACAAAUCCCUCCAUGCCCUCUCCCCUCAGUACCUCACAGAUCUCCUCCACCCUUACAUCCCGUCCCGCACCCUUCGAUCCUCAGACUCCGGCCUGCUCUCCAUUCCCCAUUCACGCCUCCGCACCUUCGGGGACCGUGCCUUCAGUGUCGCUGCCCCCACCCUCUGGAACUCCCUCCCUGCAGAAAUCUGCAACGCCCCUUCUCUCAACAUCUUCAUAUCAACCCUUAAAACUCAUCUGUUCAACAUCGCCUUCCAACUAUAA